CAUGAGGGUUGCAGGGUGUCUCUCUUUAAGUUAUUAUCAUGCGUAUCAAACAAACGGAUUAGCUGUUCGUGGUUAUUAUGUAUUAUAAUUAUGAGUUGUAAGAAAUACAACCCAACCCCUACCCCCACCUCUCAAAAUCUGCUUUAUUUCAUCUUAUCGUUCGAACACAAUCAUUAGAAACUCUGGAGUUGGAAACCUCCUCUUCACUGCCAACUUGACACUUCCAAAAAGGUUAGAAACCAAUUAGUUAUUCUUCUUGUUCUUCACCAUUUCUGCAAUAGGUCAAAACUUUAUCCCUAUGAUUGAUGUGCUUUUCUCUCCCAUGGUUUUCUCAAAUUGGGUAUUUCACCUCUCAGCAAAUUGAUUAUCAAAUAUAGAAUUCGAAUUCGCUCCAGGUUUUUGUCGAUUUGAAGAUUGGAAAGGAGAAAGAUGGAUAAGUUUGUUCAGCCAGAUGAUAAAGAAUGUAUGAAGAUGGCCAUGUUAAAGCAUGAAGAAACCUUCAAAGAACAGGUAUAUGAACUUCAUAGAUUGUAUAAAACUCAGAAGAUGCUGAUGAAGAACGUGCAAAGAACAAGACAUAAUCAUCAAGAAAACAUAUCAUUCAAUUAUCAACAACAGAAGAACAAGUUUGAUUUGGAACAUCCUGCGACAACAGCUAAAGAGUACAAUCGUGUAUCAGAAACAUUAAAUGAUCAAGAACUUGAGGAAGACGAGUGUGAGAUCGAGCUGACGUUGGCCCCCACAAGUUUUAAUCGAAGGAGGAACAUGACAAAUAAGCCCGAAUCAUCAGAUUCCGUGCCCAGUUUUUCAUCGUCUUCAACAGGGUCGAGUCAUACAAAGAGAAUAGAAAGAAUCUCAAGAGAGAAUUCAGGCUUUAUGAAUAGCAACAGGAGAAACAGCAACAGUUCUUCAGAUAGACCACUCAAACAGUCUCCAUGGAUGUAUCAAGUUCUAAGCUUAAACAUGACUUGAUAUAAAAGAAUGAAUUCAAGAAAGGGUUUGGCUAAAAAGACACUCUAUUUUACCAUUUAGACAACCCUAAUUAAUGUUUGAAAUAUUUUUAUUGGUUGAAAUUACAUUGUUUUCCGAAAAAGUUGAUUACAAGUAGUUGAUUAUAGGUUGACUUUUUAUAAAAAUGAUUAUAAGGUGUCUAAGGGUGUCUUAUUAGCAGCACCCUUCAAGAAAAAGUUUGGUAUAUUUCAAGAUUAUUUUUUAGGGUUUUUACUUUCUACUUGUGAACUGAUUGACUCUUUGUGUGAAACUCUAGUUUUCUUUCUCUCUUUUUCAUCUCAUGAGUUGCUUUUAGCUUUUUAGAAGGUACAUCUUCUUUUUCUCAUGCUACAAUGACUUGUACUAGAGCAUUAAAUCUUGUAUAUGGAUCGAUUUGGCUUUUUGCAA
Lactuca sativa (garden lettuce) is the source of this 1398-nucleotide messenger RNA. RefSeq lists its product as uncharacterized. NCBI's taxonomy places the organism in Eukaryota, Viridiplantae, Streptophyta, Magnoliopsida, Asterales, Asteraceae. The record is from RefSeq and is a predicted model, not a curated record.